AUGGAGGUGCGGCUUGAUGCCAAGGUCCCAGGCACUGUGCUGCUGCGUGACGAGGGCAGUGGGGCUGUGUUCUACAUCACCAACAGCAACGUGCAGCAGUUUGACCUGACUGAUGAUUAUGUGGUGAUGGCGCUGUUUGGGGACGGCUCCUGGGAGGAUGACAUGCAGCGGCUGCAGGCCCGCGAGGAGGAGGGGGGCGGCGGCGAUCUGGUGGACGUGGUGAUGGACCAGGAGUCCUUUAGGGAUCUCAUCAGUGUCAUGUACGACUGA
Molecule: messenger RNA, 270 nt
Organism: Monoraphidium neglectum
Lineage: Eukaryota; Viridiplantae; Chlorophyta; Chlorophyceae; Sphaeropleales; Selenastraceae
Exons: 4
Coding region: 1-270 (89 amino acids)
Source: RefSeq, a predicted model, not a curated record